CACAAGACAAGAGACAACAAAAUACCAGCAAAAAAAAAAAAAAAAACAAAACAAUUUUUUGGAUGAUUUAUUUGUCCACAUCGACUUGUGUGUGAUUUUUCAUUCCACAAAUAAAUGAGGAGCGUGCAAAAUUAUCAGCGCGGGAUUAUGAUUCAAUUGGAAGCAGCAGCAACCACAGCUGGCAACAGAUAAUAAAACCUAAAAAAAACCUAACAGUAUUUACAUGUGUAACAAAUUGAAAGAGGAAAACUUGUGACAAGUGUUGUUGCACAAUAAUAACAACAACAAGAAUUACAAAAAACACAAAACCCCUUGAGAUAGGUCUAGAAGGGCAACCACAACGCAUUUCGACGCCCUUGCCUGGAAAUUAUCUUCGAAACUUUGAGUUGUUUAACAAAUCAAACAAAUGUCGUUCAAAAGAAAAUACUAUCGUGUCUUAUAGUCCUAGAAGUUCCGAGUGUACAAUCCCCCCGUCGUUCGUUGUAAAAAGAAAUUUUGUCUUAAGUGUUUAUUUUUUGUUCCAAGUCAAUGAGAAUUAUUUGCGCGUUGUAGCAACAUUGUAGCCGUAAAGUAAACAAAACUAAAGUGAAGAUAAGUCGCAAUUCAUUUCCCCCAUUUUCACAAUUUCGACCUCCCCUCACUACCCACCACACACCACACCAAUGGCCACAAAUUGUGAAUAUAUCGAGGAAAAUUUGAAUCAAAAUCAAAAAUGUCCCAUUUCAAAUUCCGCCUCCAUGUCCUCAAUGACGCACGAAGAGAAACAGGAUAGCGCCGCGGAGAAGUCACAGAGCAAAAGUUCCUUUUCGGAUAUGUCAUCGGAAAUGGGUAGCGGAGGAUGCCUGCGGCAGAAUGGCACCUCUCCACUGCCGCCGCAUUUUUUGCCCAGCAUUGGAGAUGAUGUCUUCGAGCAUGCCUUUGAUGCCUCAAUGGCGGAUUUGGAACACAUGGGUCACAAUGAUGGUUAUGAAUCGGAUUCGGAGCCCUCGCUAAGUGGAGAUAUUGACAUGGACCUACAUCCGGCUCCUUUACAUGCUUCGAACAGCGAUAAUAUGACCUGUACCACCGGCUUGGGUAGUGGGGUGCUACAUCCCUUUCCCCGGGCGAAAUCAUUUGAAUAUCACAGCAGUGGUUCGGAAUCAUCAUCCGAGGAGGAGGAUGGUGAGCCCCAGCUGGAGGGUGACAUGCAGGCGGCCCUAAGUCUAUCGGGGAAAUACUACACCCCCGACAUUUUUCAAAUGCGUCCCUAUCUGAUGCCCUUCACCGAACGUCGACGCCUCUCCCAAUGCAAGGAGGAAGAUGAAGAUGAUGGCGAGAAGUCACCACAGCCUCAGAAUUCCGAACAGCCACCUAAAUUUGAGCGCAACAACAAACCCACACCCCCUCCACCCCCGCCGCCGGUCAGUGACAAAGUCAAUGCCGAGAAAUUUAAGGACUUGGAGAGGUUGCGCCAGCAGUUUAUGCACAAAAUCGAUAGCAUCAAUACCAACAAUGUGGAGGACAUCAAGACGGUCACCGUGGCCCCGGAGCAUACCUCUCCACCGCCGCCACCACCCAUACCGCCUACAAUUCUCCCACCGGCCCUCAUCAAUCUCCUGGAGUCAGCCAAAUCCACCUCAACCAUGCUCAAGUUGCCAAGCACCUCCUCCACCACCAACAAACCCCAGCUCAAAGUUGAGCCACCCACCCCCGGCACACCGUCCAGCAAUGAACCACCCUCCCCCUCCACCCUCGUAAUUAAGGGCAAAUUUACCGUCACCAAAACCCAAGAGACCCCCGAAUUGCAGCAGCUGCGUUCCGAGGCCGACAAACUGAAACAUUUGAAUGCUGCAACAAAUGCCCAUACCAUCAGUUUUCCCAGCCAAUUUGGUGGCUACUCCUCCGUGCAGGGCCUCUUCUCUCAGCGCUAUGGCAGCAAUAAAACGCCCACCGCCCAGCCGCAUCUGUCCAAACAAUUCUUCGACAGUUCCCUCGUGGAGAUCAGAUCACCGGCCGAAAGUACUUCAUCGCUGAACAGCAACACUCACAACAGCAACCAAAACAUAAGUCCAAACUGUGAUAGUAGUAGCAUAGGAACAACAGCAACAAAUCGGAAUUCAAUUCCAACAACACCCCUAUCAUCGACAACAAAAGUUCGUUCCAUAUCCCUGUCGGAGUACUCACCCUCAUCCGCAAAAUAUCGUGAAUAUCCCCAUUUGGAUGAUGUUUGGAUUAAACGUCCCGCCAACGGUGCGACCACAACCACGACCACCACUCCGAAGACUCCCCAAUUUCCCGUUAAAACGGGCAGUUCAAUGGGUUCGGAAUCUUCGUUGCCAAAGAAACAAUACUACACCGAUGACAGUGCGGCCGAGAGUGGCCGCACCACGGCAGUGCAAUCGGAAGAUGAACAAGAUGCCCGGCUGCCGUCGUCAAGGCCCUCAAGUGCGCCGGCCGAACCAAAUGCCAAAGCGGCUCGAAAAGCCUCCAAAAAGAUGAAAGAAGAAGCUCGACGCCAGGAGAAAGAAGCCAGCCGCCGUGAAAAAGAAGCCCGCAAAAUUGAACGUGAAACCGCUCGCCGCCUCGAACGCGAAGCAGCCAAGCUGGAAAAACUUAAUCGCAAUGCUGAAAAGAUAUCACGCAGUACCGAGCGAAUGGCGGCCACACCUCGUUCCGGUUCGCUGGAACGAAGACGUAGCGGUGAAGAUUCGCCGGUCCUAAAUCAAUCCACUGUCCACGGCAUAGCCAGUCCCAAUCGUAGACCAACGAUUUUCGAUGUGUUUCGUCCGCGCGCCAAAUCGGAUGCCAAGAAACAAAAUAAACUGCUACUCGAUCCCCUGUCGGCAGCUGCUGCCGCGACUGGUAAUGAAAUGGGCAGUGCCAGCAGCACCCAUUCCUCCGGAGGAGGUGGCGGCGGCGGUGGUGGCACUGGUGGCGUUAUGAAUUCCAUGAAAGUAGCUUUACAAAAUUCCGGCCUUAUUGGUGGUAGCCAUCAUCAUCACAAGCAGCAUCCCGCCGUGACGAUAACCUCUGCCGAUGGCACAACCUCCGUUAAGAACAAGUACAAAGAUGGUUCGGCCCAUCCGCAUCAGGGUAGUGAUGCUCAUUACUAUCACACUGUGACGGCUGUAAGGCGUGCCGAUGUUUCCCGUUCACCAAUGACCAAAGUAAUGGACUUGUUUAGACAUCGUUCCAAUUCAGCAGCCUCCGAAGCCGAUAAGCGUAAAGCGCGUGUGGCGGCGCAUCAACAGCAGUUGGCGGUACAAAGUGCUCAUAUGCGUCGCGCCUCUGCUGACCUAGAGAAACGUCGUGCUUCCGUCGGUGCUGCUAGUCGAGGCUUAAGGGGUGAUGGCACCCUGGAUCCACAUCAUGCUGCAAUAUUGUUCAGAGAUUCAAGAGGGUUGCCUGUUGCUGAUCCGUUCCUAGAGAAAGUCAAACUUUCAGAUUAUGAAGAAGAUGAUUCCCAAAUUUUCGUCAAGUUUUUCCGUUUUCACAAAUGUUACGAUCUAAUACCAACCUCAGCCAAAUUGGUAGUCUUCGAUACACAGCUCUUGGUGAAAAAGGCCUUCUAUGCCCUGGUCUAUAAUGGGGUACGUGCCGCACCGCUAUGGGAUUCACAGAAACAACAAUUCGUGGGAAUGUUGACCAUUACGGAUUUCAUUAAAAUUCUGAGAAUGUAUUACAAAUCACCGAAUGCCUCAAUGGAACAAUUGGAGGAGCACAAAUUGGACACAUGGAGAAGUGUCCUACACAAAGAAGUCAUGCCAUUGGUUAGCAUUGGCCCCGAUGCCUCACUGUAUGAUGCCAUUAAGAUACUCAUACACAAUCGUAUACAUCGAUUACCUGUCAUUGAUCCAGCGACGGGCAAUGUUCUCUACAUAUUGACACAUAAACGUAUCUUAAGGUUCCUCUUUUUAUAUAUCAAUGAAUUGCCCAAGCCUUCUUAUAUGCAAAAGAAAUUACGUGAUUUAAAAAUUGGCACAUACGAUAAUAUCGAAACAGCCGAUGAGAAUACCAGCAUAUUAACAGCUUUAAAGAAAUUCGUCGAAAGAAGAGUUUCAGCCUUACCUUUGGUCGAUGCUGAAGGCCGUCUAGUUGAUAUUUAUGCGAAAUUUGAUGUUAUUAAUCUGGCUGCAGAAAAAACAUAUAACGAUCUCGAUGUCUCGCUGCGCAAGGCAAACGAACAUCGCAACGAAUGGUUUGAGGGUGUUCAAUGUUGUAAUCUUGAUGAGACACUCUACACCAUAUUGGAGCGUAUCGUCCGGGCAGAGGUGCAUCGUUUGGUGGUGGUCGAUGAAAAUCGUAAAGUUAUUGGUAUUAUAUCGCUAUCGGAUAUUCUCUUGUAUUUGGUGUUGCGGCCAAGCGGCGAAGGUGUUGGUGGCUCCGACAAUUCGUUGCGGGCAACAGAUCCCCUGCUACAACGUAAAGAUACCACAACCGACGAUGAGUCAGAUCAAAAAUCACCUUCGGUUGGUUCGGUGGGUAGUCGUAGUAUAAUUGAAGAUAUUCCCGAAGAAGAGACGACAGCAACGGCGGCAAGCAAUAGCCAACAUGAUGCUGUGGACAGUUCAUCAGCGGCGGCGGCAGCGCCAGAACAAAUUGUUGUCGAACAGGCGAGUAAAUCUUCAAAUUACGCCAAUCAAGGAGAAAUAUCAUUUGCCGAUGAGGCUGAGGAAGAUGAAGUCACCACUACUCAGACCAAUGGUGGUGGUGGUGGUGAUGAAGAGGAUGAGGACGACGAUGAAGAUGCUAAGGAUGUGAUAAGCGGUACUUGUGAUAAUUUAAAAAUAUCCGAAACCAAUACAACAACAGAUGAAGCCACAACACAAGCAGCAGCAACAGAAUUAACAACAGCUGCCUCUUUAACACAGACCACAGCCGCCCGUGAAAUGGGUCUGGUUAGUGAGUAAAUGAAGAAGAAGAAGAGGAAAAUUUGAACAGAAAAUACAAAUCAUCGUUACGUUAUGCAUCGUUAUGUGAUUAUUGUUUUUAAUUUUAACUUUCUAUAACUAUAGUGCAAAGGAAUUUAUAAUUUACAAUUAAAAAACAAAUACAAUUACAAAAGAAAAAACAUAAUAUCGAAAAGGUAACACCCUUUUUUUAAACAAACAAAAAAACAAAUCAUGUAAUUUAUUUUUAUUAAAAUGAAAGAAUAGAACAAAAAAGAGAAAAAGAAA
This is a messenger RNA of Musca domestica (house fly), 5156 nucleotides long. RefSeq names its product 5'-AMP-activated protein kinase subunit gamma-1 (gene SNF4Agamma). The record is from RefSeq and is a predicted model, not a curated record. The transcript is spliced from 12 exons. The coding region runs from base 663 to 4889 and encodes 1408 amino acids. Lineage: Eukaryota; Metazoa; Arthropoda; Insecta; Diptera; Muscidae.